CGAAGGUAAUGCAAUAAAACUUUUGCGCGCGCAUUUCUCUCAGUACAUAACGGUAGCGCUUCGUCUGUGUGUGUGGGUGGGCUAAAAAAAUACAACUUGCUAGUGCCUUCUCGCUCACUCUGACGCGCUGGCCGCCUCUUGCCAUCCCGCUCUCAGUCGAUUCCCAUUCGAAUGCAAUUCGUUUCGUUGAUUUCUCCGAUUCGCGAAAGAGUGGGGGAAGGGGAACCAGAAGCAGAAGCAGCGAAGCCAACGUCGCCGUGGCAGCGGAGUCGCUGGCAUCUCUCAAUCCCUCAAUCUCUCAGUGACAAUCCGUCGGUACGGUACUCGAAAACGGACACCGCUCCGGUUUCCCAAAUUCCUCUACGAAAACGGUUAUCCGAACUCGAUAAAACGGUCUAACGGAAUAAAUCAAAAUAUUGAAAAUAUAUUUCAAGGCGAAUUUCAAAGCUAUAAUCUUUAAUCAACACACAGUGCGCGAGUGUCUUGUGUCAGUGCAUUUGAGUUUUAGUAUAACUUUUAGACCCAUUAAAGAAAAACCCACACAUUAAAGAAUCAUUUUGAAAGUAAACAAACAAAAGUGUCGGCCAUGACGAAGUAUGGAUUCUGUGACAAGUGAACAGAGUGAAAAGAACAACAAUAAAUCGGGCGCAAUAAAUAACAAUAUUAGUGGAAUUGAAAGAGCCACGGGCAAAAUGAACACCACCGCCAUGUUGAUGCACCACCAGCAACAGCAGCAGGCGGCAGCAGCCGCAGCUGCCCAGCAGCAACAGCAGCAACACAACGGUCGCGACGGGAGCAACAGUUCGCGAGGAGCCAACGAGGAUCGUCCGAAUGGCCGGAGCUCCCACACAGGACGCGGCUCCAGUUGCUCACCGGCCAGUUCCCCGAGUCGUCAUCCCAGUGCCGUGAGUCCUGUGAGCUCCUUGAACCACUCCAUGAUGCAGCAGAUGCAGCAGCAACAGCAGCAGGCGCAACAGCAGCAGCAACAACAGCAGCAGCACCAUCAGCUCAGUCCCCCGCCACACGGAAUGCCAUCGGGCAAUGGUCUGCCGGCGGGCUUGCCACCAAGAAUGCCCCACGGACUGCCGCCCCAUUCGCUGGGACUCCUGAACUCCCUGCAGAUGAUGCACCAUGCCUCCCCCUUGGAGCUGAUGGCCGCUGCCCAUCAUCAUGUGCCGCCAAGGUCGUACAAUUCACCGCCACCGAUCUCAACCUCGGAUCCCAGUGCCAAUGAGUGCAAAUUGGUGGAGUACCGGGGUCAGAAGGUCGCCGCUUUCAUAAUUAGCAACGAAACCAUGCUCUGCCUGCCGCAGGCCUUUGAGCUUUUCCUAAAGCACCUGGUUGGCGGUCUGCAUACGGUCUAUACUAAAUUGAAACGAUUGGACAUCGUACCGCUCGUCUGCAAUGUGGAACAGGUGCGCAUAUUGCGCGGGUUGGGCGCCAUUCAGCCGGGAGUGAAUCGCUGCAAGUUGCUCUGCUGCAAGGACUUCGACGUCCUCUACAGGGAUUGCACCACGGCCAGAUGCCUAUCGAUCAAGCCACCAGAGAGUAACUCUCUGCAAUUCCGCAGUUCCAGACCGGGUAGACCGCCCAAAAGGGGACCCGUGGGGCUUUCCCUGCCGCCCACUCACCUUUCGCAACAUCCGCAGCUGAAGAAGCAUCGCCUGGACAACGGCGACUACGCUUAUGAGAAUGGGCACAUUAGUGACAUGAAGUCGCCGCUUUUGGCUAAUGGCUACAAUCCGCCGCCCAUCAAUCACAUGGCCUUCAUGCAGAUGAACGCCCACCAUCCGGCUUUAAUGUCGCCGGGAAUGCCGCCCCAUGGACUGCACGCCCGUCCCGAAAGCCAGAUGCUCAAGGCCGCUGCCCAAAACGCCGGCAUGUCGGCGGCCAACAUGGACGCCCUGGCCAGAUCCGGAAUCUGGGAGAACUGCCGGGCGGCCUACGAGGACAUCGUUAAGCAUUUGGAGCGGUUGCGGGAGGAGCGGACGGACGAGCGGCAGCAGGCGAUGGGCGUCGGCGGAGCGGUCGUAGACCGGGUAGGAAACGUGAUGGUGGCCGAGCACAAGCCCAGGGAUCUCAGCUCCAGGAAUUGUUCUCCCACGCGCCAGAGUCCGGUUUUGAAUCUGAGCAAGUCCGGCGGAAAUACGGAUCACGGCGGAAGCAACUGCGACGCGGGCAGCGAACGGAGUGACUGCCACUCGGUGGCAGGAUCCCCGGGAAGAGGCGGCUCCCGCAGCUUGGACGAGGGCAGUCGCAGUGGCGUCGGAGGGGGCGUGGCAUCCCAUGUUAGUGGCGGCAUAAUCGGGGUGGAGGACGACGAGGAGGAGGAGGAGAACCUGAGCGACGAGAACCAAUCCGAAGUCGAUGAACGCUGCCUGGCCAAAGAUGACGAAGAUUUGAGUGACACGGAACGUGAUAAUCUGUCCACCCACCAGACGGUGGGCCUUUCCCACUUGGGGGUGGUGGCCCCACAUCAGCGGGCUUCGCCCUCAUCAUCCGCAGAGGCGGCAGCCGCCGCCAUCCAGCACCAAAGAGCCUUGAACUACUCGCAGUUGGCGCAGGUGGCCAAUGGACCAGCGGUUGGUGCUGGUGCUCUGACCCCCAAUGAGGCUCUCCUGGCGGCCAACGAUGCGGCCGCCUUGGCCGGUGGCCUGGCCCUGGGUCCUUUGGGCAUGGAUGGCCAUGCCGGUGUUCCAGCCAGCUCCACGGAAACGCUGCUCAGAAAUAUCCAGAGUUUGCUCAAGGUGGCCGCCGAUAAUGCCAGGCAGCAGGAGCGACAAAUUAGCUACGAAAAAGCUGAGCUCAAGAUGGACGUCCUGCGAGAACGUGAAGUGAAAGAUUCGUUGGAACGUCAGCUUGUCGAUGAAAGAAAACUGAGAGUUCUCUACCAGAAGCGCUUCCGACGCGAGCGGAAGAUCCGCAUCCGCUAUCAGCAGCAACUUGGUGGCAGCAGCGUUGCAGCGAAGGGAAGUCCAAGUGCAAACGGGAGCGGGGGCGGCGGUGAUACCAAGUGCAACAACAACAACAACAAUAAUAACAACAACAGCAACAGUAGCAGCCACGGCGGAGAUGUGGAGACGAUGAAAGAAAACGAUGCCGGCAGCGAAAAAUCGGACAAGUCGCUGGCCAAUUCUAAUUCCUCCUGUGAUGUGACCGCCGGACAAUCGGCUGGAUCUGCUUCCGGUUCCAUUUCCGCCGGCCUCAACUGCCCGGAUUCCCCCACCCACUUGAAGCGGGAACCGCACUCCGAUCACGAGGGCUCCGUGGAGCGCCAGCCACGCUCCUCCGCCGCGUCCUUUGGAGCCCACGACGAGGACAACGCAAAAAGGUGUGGCAGUCGCGAUCGGGAUGAGCGGCCACCCAGCGGAUCUGCCGCAACAACAACAACAAUAAUAACAACAGCGGCUGCAGCUGCAGCGGCGACCGCCAUCAACGGAAAGGGUCCGUGGAGCUAUCCGGGCAUCGAUCUGAUGGCCACUGGAGCCUUCUGGCAGAACUACUCCGAAUCCUUGGCCCAAGAGCUGGAGAUGGAGCGCAAGAGCCGAGCGGCCAAUGCCGAGCGGGACGUGAAGAGUCCGCUUUCGGAGCGACCGACGGCCUACUACAAAAACUCUGUGCUCUUCAGCAGCGCCAACUAGACACCUGGAAAGGUGAGGUGCAAGGAUUUAUUUGAUCUCAGAGUGCAAUCCAACCCUGCGGCGGCUCUUCAGUGGGAGUUAAGGAAACUAAAGUGAAGUGUACAUACCUAAGAAAGUUUGAAAUGGAGACCAGAGUAUGAGUUUUGAGAACGUUGCAAACGUUUGAGCGGCCAUUUUGUAUAUAGAGAAACUAUAGUGAAAAGAUGAAAAGAACUUCCGAAAUCCCAUUUAGAGUGCUUAGAUCUUAUAGCGUGCAGUUGUAAGCUUACAGUUACGUUGUAUAUAGCAGCCGAUACGAAAGACUUUUUAAUGAAUUGAAAAACGAUAAGCUGAAAACCCACAUAGGCAAACCUAGCAUUUAACUUCCCCAAAAAGAAACCAUUUUUAGCGUUGCUUAUAAACCUUACGAGUUAGCUUCAAUUUGAGUAUAUAUAAAUGUAACGGAAAUCUAUGUAAUUUGGACAUAUAAUAUAUGCAGUAAUACGUAGUUAUUUAGGAAGUAAACAAGGUAAAUUUAACGAUCCGCUUUUUAGUGUUUUAAACGAUGGACAAACCUUUGGUUUAUUUUACGAGGUAAUUUUUCUAGAGCUAAGAUUUUAAUUUAUUCACUAGCCUAACAGAAGUGCAGUAAGCCCGUAAUACUUAUAAUAGCAUAUAAAAAUAAUUAACUUCAAGUAUUUCACUUGCCUAGACGGUAAACAAUAAUUCAUAUUAUAUAUAUCUAAUAAUAAAUAUUAAUAAUAAAUGCUAAACAAAACAAACUUGUAUGCCCGUUACAAAAAGCAAAACAAAAAACAUAAUGAAGGAAAAACGAUCAAAAAUAGACAUUAAAAACUAUUUAAACGCUUCAUAUGCUAUUAUAUAUACACCCUAUAUAUAUACACAUUAACUUUAGUCAUAACAAUAGUCAAAGAACAAAUAAUUCCGCGAAUCAGAAACAACAAUAACGGUUCAUAUAUUGUGCAACAUUUCGCCGCUCGCAAUAAAAACACAGAAAUUAAUAUAAUAAAUACAAUUAAAAUAAUACAGCAACCGGCAACAGGCAGACAGAAAAACACCAACAAGCAAGCGAAAAAGUUUAAAAAUAAUAUA
This is a messenger RNA of Drosophila ficusphila, 4733 nucleotides long. RefSeq lists its product as uncharacterized. The record is from RefSeq and is a predicted model, not a curated record. The transcript is spliced from 12 exons. Lineage: Eukaryota; Metazoa; Arthropoda; Insecta; Diptera; Drosophilidae. Bases 597 to 3641 code for a protein of 1014 amino acids.